UUGGAGGGAAAGCUUGGCAUCCUAAAUGGUCUGUCCUUGCGAGCUGUUUCGUCUACGACUCUGUGACAGAUGACGACGGCUUCAAGAGAUAUAAAGGUACGAGGAUAUCGCUGGAUUUGAAGAGGAACAGCUCAGGACCAACCGCCAGAAACAACGAGCCAGCCAGUCUGCAUCAUACACAUUCACUCUUUCACUUCAUUUCUACGCUUUACAAUCACUCCCCUUUUCUGACCAUUAUUCUCGCCUCCAUCGCCAACAUGAAGUUCUUCAUCGCCGCCACCACCCUUCUCGCCGGCUCUGCCAUGGCUGCCCCAGCUGUCGAUCUCGAGGAACGUCAGCUCGGCAGCAUCACCCGCAACGAUCUCGAAGAUGGCAGCGCCGGCGACUGCCCCGAGGCCAUUUUCAUCUUUGCUCGCGCCACUGGCGAGCCCGGUAACAUGGGCGCCUCCGCCGGCCCCGCCGUCGCCGGUACCCUCGAGAGGGAGAUCAGCAGCGUCUGGAUCCAAGGUGUCGGUGGCCCCUACGACGCCACCGUCGGCGACAAUGUCGGUCGUCUGGGCACCUCGCAGGAGGCCAUUGACGAGAUGACGCGCCUCUUCAACAUGGCCCACGACAAGUGCCCCGACAGCGCCGUCGUCACGGGCGGCUACAGCCAGGGCACGGCCGUCGUCGCCGGCUCCGUGAGCACCCUCGACGCCGCCGUCCAGGAGCAGGUCAAGGGCGCCGUGCUCUUUGGCUACACCAAGAACCGCCAGAACAACGAGCAGAUCCCCAACUACCCCACCGACAGGACCGAGAUCUUCUGCAACCCGGGCGACCUCGUCUGCGAGGGCAGCCUGAUCGUCGCGGCGCCGCACUUUGCUUACACGACCGCCGCGCGUGGGCCUGCUGCCGACUUUUUGGUGCAGCAGAUCAACAGUGCGUAGGUGGCUGUCGGUGUGCGAGAGGAGGACUGGGUAGGCCAGGGGGACGCGCUGCAGGGCUGGAACUCUGGCAAUGUCUCUCUUUUAUGAAGCUUCU
Emericellopsis atlantica is the source of this 1020-nucleotide messenger RNA. Its product is annotated as cutinase-domain-containing protein. Gene Ontology annotation, molecular function: cutinase activity. NCBI's taxonomy places the organism in Eukaryota, Fungi, Ascomycota, Sordariomycetes, Hypocreales, Bionectriaceae. The record is from RefSeq and is a predicted model, not a curated record. Gene Ontology annotation, biological process: carbohydrate catabolic process. Bases 258 to 926 code for a protein of 222 amino acids. The transcript has 3 exons. Gene Ontology annotation, cellular component: extracellular region.